AUGGACCGUUGCUCUCGUCUGACCCUUGUUCAUCAUCCAUUCCCAAGCCAUCUAGGAGAAAUAGUGUCUUUCGAGAACGCCUUGAUGGGCACGGGUCUACCAGUUAAUUUGCAGUCGGCGUCUCAACUUCCAGUGCCAGAAGCUGGUGCACAUUUGUAUUUAGCUUCAACUCGACCUCAUCCAUCGAAUAACCGUGAACGGAUUCUUCGACGAUCUGAAUGGAUUCAAUCGGCAGCUGACGUCGGCCAACCAGAAUUGAAGCUACUGCUGCAUUCCUCUCUUUGGUAG
Plasmopara halstedii is the source of this 288-nucleotide messenger RNA. RefSeq lists its product as uncharacterized. Bases 1 to 288 code for a protein of 95 amino acids. The record is from RefSeq and is a predicted model, not a curated record. The transcript is spliced from 2 exons. Lineage: Eukaryota; Oomycota; Peronosporomycetes; Peronosporales; Peronosporaceae.